Molecule: messenger RNA, 3186 nt
Organism: Spodoptera litura
Lineage: Eukaryota; Metazoa; Arthropoda; Insecta; Lepidoptera; Noctuidae
Gene: Sox15
Product: Sox box protein 15
Biological process (GO): positive regulation of transcription by RNA polymerase II; cell differentiation
Cellular component (GO): nucleus
Molecular function (GO): DNA-binding transcription activator activity, RNA polymerase II-specific; RNA polymerase II cis-regulatory region sequence-specific DNA binding
Source: RefSeq, a predicted model, not a curated record
CAGCCGUCAGCGCAGUGCCUCGCCGCGUCAACUAACAACUACUACGAACUUUUUACACACCGCUCUCCCGACCACCUUUGCAGACAAUCAAAUUAAAAAAAAAAUACCGUGAAAGUGUCAAAGUGCAUAGUUUUUUUUGUUAAUUUUUUUAUGCAAUGUGUCUAUCUAUAGUGCCAAGUUCGAACCUUUGGAUGUACUGAAUUUUCAAGAUUCAAAUAGUGCUUUUUUGAAAUUUGUUUUUUUAGUGAUGUAUGUACAUUAAAAACUUAAUAUAUUGACGUUAUUUAAUAAACGUUUGCUGAAUGAGAUUGCUAACGAUAUGCCACAAACACUAGCGUGAUGACGUAGGUACAUAAUGUGCGAGCGCGUCACAGUGACGCAUGCGCGGACUUUGAAGAACCAAUAGUGAAGUGCGUGUACCGAUAGAUUUCAAUCGAUACUGUGAUCGAUUGCGUUGUGAGAAUCAAUCCCGAAUGAACACCCUGAUGCUCACAACCGGCGGCGCGGUGGACGAACAACCCUGUGUAGACAACAAUAUGGCGUUUUCUUCUUACAAUAUGAUGGACUCCGGAGGAGCAGGCAUAGCGGAAUCACCUCCCACCUACCAUCGUACCUACGAACAAUAUGUCCAAGGAGCCGUUGAGAACAGCACUGACUCAGUCCAAGAACAAACCAGUCCCGAACUAGUGGUAUGGUCAACCCUACCUUAUGGAAUAGACUAUAGAGCUCAAUAUGACUAUAGAAGCCCCUACGAUACCGGCAGAGACUACUCCACUCAGCAAUAUGCUAGAGCUCCCUUCACGACAAAAAUGGGACAGGCCAAAGCAUUGAAAGAGGCCAGAAUAAGAAGGCCGAUGAACGCGUUCAUGGUGUGGGCGAAGGUAGAAAGGAAGAAGCUGGCUGAUGAGAAUCCCGAUCUUCAUAAUGCUGAUUUGAGUAAAAUGCUAGGUAAAAAGUGGCGCUCGCUCACACCGCAAGACAGGCGGCCGUUCGUGGAGGAAGCGGAGCGGCUCCGGGUCAUCCAUAUGACUGAGCACCCCAACUACAAGUACCGGCCUCGGCGACGGAAGCAGAACAAGACUCGGCCCAACCAGCCCUCCACGCCAGCGAGCGCGCCGCCCGCCACCUCCGCAGCGCUCGGCUCGCCCUAUGCGGCUGGCACGGACUCACCCGACCCUCGCUUCAGUCACAACCCCGGAGCCGGCUUCUCCCCUUACCGAACCUCGCCUCUCGCAUCUGACUUCCAAAACAAUCAACAAUUCAACGGGCAUGUCCAAACUCCAGAAUCAUCCCCAGCGCGGUCUCCCGAACCACAAGGCAGGAGGAGCGCACCAGCUGAAGCUCCACUACCCACACCUGAUGCAUCUCCAGUUGAAAAUGAAAAGGAAAACUUUCAAUAUGAGGAGAGAAGGCGGGCGAUUAAUGCGUCCUCAAUGUCUGACUCGUACUCACCUUACAAAACUUAUAGAACGCCGGGUUCCUUCUCGCCAGCGCCAGUCGCAGCCAUGGGAAUGGCUAACGGAAUGUACGUCAUGUGCACGCAGAGGACUUUGACUGAACAGCCGCCUCUGGUAACAGGAACGUUCUUCCCACCAGUCGCAACCUCACAAGACCAACAAGCUCUUGGUACUUCAACGCCAAGAGUUUCUAACGCUCCGAGCGGCCCCGUGCCCACGGAGUACACCAUUCAGUAUCAUCCCUUCGAGCAGUAUGAACAGAUGUAUAAAACAGAAGACUCGUAUGUGUCUCAUUAUCCGGAUCAGCCAAAAACUGAGUAUGACACUGGCGGCAGCUACUUCUCUGAGGAGCCGCCGAAUAAUCAGCAGCAAGAAGGAGAACAGAACUUCAUGAACCCUCGUCCGGAGAUUAGAACGGGCUCACCUGAGUCUGAUGUGGAUGCUAGGGAGUUUGAUAAAUACUUGGAUUACGGAGCUGAGGGUCCACUAGACCAACACCAGCAGCAACAGCAAUACAGAUACGAGCAGCAGCAGAACUACCGGCCUCCGUACUGCCCCGAGCAGGCACCGGGUCCCGAGUACUGCUCCGAGAGGAUGUACGCCUCACCAUACGCGUCUGUGAUCGCUGGAGCCCCUCCCGCUAACUACGUGCCCACUGCGCCCGGCUCUGACGUCAGGCCCGAAGACGAAUUCAGCGUAAUACUAGCCGGGGUCCGGCAGACUUGUUACAGCAAUUGACUAGAUAGGACUGACACGGGGUAGCAAAUGGACUCUUCCUAAACUGUAGCCCAAAGAGUUGAUUUCCUUCCAAAUGUAUUGUGGAAUGUACGAGAGUGUCCUGCGAUAAAGUGAUAUUGUUCUACUUAAAUUAGACACAAAAUAUGAAUGUGAUGUUACGCUACGCGUUCGCAUAGAUUGUGUACCGCAAAGGCAAGGUGAUGUAACUCAGAAAUAUAAAUAUAUUUUAUAACUAGCUCGCAACCUUAGCGAUUUUUGUAAUUUGUUUAAAACUUUUCAAUUAUUUAUUACACUGUGAAUAAAUUUAAAAGGAGAGUAACGUAUUUUAAGUGAAUUUAUACGAUUUGUAAGAAAAAUAAAAGAAAAACAAAAAAUAUUAUAAUUAUAAAAGCGACGGCGACGGCUUGUAUGCACGUUUGAAGUUCCAAAAUUGUCUGUGCCUUGUUGUUGGUAUGUACGGAGUGUCAGCGGCAGCAAUUUGUGACAGCGACUGUUAUAUGUAGUAAGACUUUGAAGAUAUUUAAAAUAAAAUAAUUUUAUGUGAAUUGGUGCUAUGUGAAGAGGUCCUAAAAUAUUUUUUGUACGUCCAAAUCCGUAUACCAUAGAGGUAGCGAGUACUACGAUUCCUAUGUAAAAGAUUAUUUAUUUGUAACUAUUUUUGUAUAUUUCGUAGAUAAACUAAAAUGAGCGUCGAAUUAAAUGAAAUAUAGUUCUUCCAAUAAGCCUGUAGAUAUAUAUUUAAGUCGUAUUUUUAUAUCGUUAUAGUUGAUAAAUAUUAUACAAUUACUGUUUCUGUAUAAACUGUUAGAAUAUUUUAAUAAAAAAUAUCUCAUAGGUUAUAAUUAUUUUGACUAAAACUAUACCUAGUUAAAUUGUUUUUAGUUUAUUCUGCAAUUCUUUAGACUAGUAAAAGACACUCGCACUGCGAAACUAAGUUCUUCCUAAUUGUAAGAAAAUUUAUAAGGAACAAUAAAACUUAUUCAUUAUGCAA